CUCACUCUCUUCGAUAUUGUGCUGACUGGACAACACUCUAGCUCCCUUGGGCUUGUUUAUCGGGCAGUGACUCACCUAAAUAAGCCUGAAGAUUCAGCUAAUCGACAUUUAGCCCAUGGCCGAGCCACCAUCCAGUCGAAUAAACUCCGGGCCGAUCCGUUGACCUCAACUGCUGUAGUUUCCCUAGCUGCCUCUGUCGACUCUGGAUCAACACCGGGUGAUAUUGGGCAGGUGCAGAGUCUUAGGGACAGGAAUCAUCAUUUGUUGCCACAGCAGCAGCAACGUCAGUAUCAAGUUAAAUAUCCUGCUCAUACGUACUCUACUUCAGUCAGUGGGUCGCCUCAUAUUCUUCCUCACAGCCAAUGUCAAUAUCAGCAACUUCAUCAACCUCAGCCAGCCAGAUACUUAACCGGCAUUGCUUCAUCUUCACCUUUGCCCUCUCUAUCUGCUCUUCCUAUGGCCGGCAUCAGUGGAAAUACCAGCUCCAGUGGCCUUGGAUAUAGCCUGCUCACUGGGCCAGAGCAUACAACUUCAACGACAAUUUCAUCAUUGUCAGUUACUGCUGCCAAUACUACGACAACAACUACGAUGCUUAUGAGGAUGUCGACACCGCCCCCUUCUUCCGCCUCCUCUUCUCAUUUGCGUUCGGCUCCCAUCCCGUCACUCCCGAUGCAAUUGACUCCGGGUAGUGUUUUGCGUCGAGGUCAAGUAGCCCUUCAAGCUAAUUCUUAUGUUAGUCCUAUGACGACCACAACAGUGACUUCGGGAAGCAACUUUCUAUCGUCUCCGUCUUCGCACUCUUUGAGCCAUUCUAUUCGCGAGACUGACUGUGGCGGCCUUUAUAACGGAUUUGCAAGUGCUGGCAUCGGCCUUGACGGCAGGUAA
This is a messenger RNA of Protopolystoma xenopodis, 885 nucleotides long. NCBI's taxonomy places the organism in Eukaryota, Metazoa, Platyhelminthes, Monogenea, Polystomatidea, Polystomatidae. The record is from the annotation of a GenBank genome assembly.